Ostrinia nubilalis (European corn borer) is the source of this 1403-nucleotide messenger RNA. RefSeq names its product 26S proteasome regulatory subunit 8 (gene Rpt6). The record is from RefSeq and is a predicted model, not a curated record. Gene Ontology annotation, molecular function: ATP hydrolysis activity; proteasome-activating activity; ATP binding. Bases 125 to 1333 code for a protein of 402 amino acids. Gene Ontology annotation, cellular component: proteasome regulatory particle, base subcomplex. The transcript has a single exon. Gene Ontology annotation, biological process: proteasome-mediated ubiquitin-dependent protein catabolic process. Lineage: Eukaryota; Metazoa; Arthropoda; Insecta; Lepidoptera; Crambidae.
GCAAGCAAAAUCAUGACUUGGUAAAAUAUUUGCGUGAGCUUGUCAAUUUACCAAUUUUACGAAAAUUUCUUUGUGAACCGUAGUCUUUUUAUUGUGAAUUAGCAGUUCAUGUGAAUAAAACAAGAUGACUUUAACGAAAAUGGAGGUGGACUCCGUAAAAGGAGAGGGCUUCCGGCCGUACUACAUAACCAAGAUUGAGGAACUCCAGUUGAUCGUGGCAGAGAAGUCUCAGAACCUACGGCGUUUGCAGGCCCAGAGGAAUGAGCUUAACGCUAAAGUCAGGAUGCUGCGCGAAGAGCUCCAGCUUUUGCAGGAGCAGGGGUCAUACGUCGGAGAAGUCGUCAAACCUAUGGACAAGAAGAAAGUGCUAGUAAAAGUGCACCCAGAAGGUAAAUUCGUCGUAGAUCUGGAUAAAAACGUCGACAUCAACGAUGUAACCGCCAACUGCCGUGUCGCGCUUCGCAACGAGAGUUACACCCUCCACAAAAUCCUUCCCAACAAAGUCGACCCUCUAGUAUCUCUUAUGAUGGUUGAGAAAGUCCCAGAUUCUACGUAUGAAAUGGUUGGUGGUUUGGACAAGCAGAUUAAAGAGAUCAAGGAGGUCAUUGAACUGCCAGUAAAGCAUCCUGAACUGUUUGAUGCCCUCGGUAUUGCCCAACCCAAAGGUGUGCUAUUGUACGGACCCCCUGGUACUGGAAAGACUCUGCUGGCCAGAGCUGUAGCUCACCACACUGAGUGCACCUUCAUCCGAGUAUCUGGGUCCGAGUUGGUGCAGAAAUUCAUCGGUGAGGGAAGCCGUAUGGUCCGUGAACUGUUUGUGAUGGCUAGAGAACAUGCCCCGUCUAUCAUUUUCAUGGACGAAAUUGAUUCUAUUGGUUCGUCUCGUAUCGAGUCAGGCAGCGGUGGAGAUUCAGAAGUGCAAAGAACUAUGUUGGAGUUGCUGAAUCAGCUGGACGGUUUUGAGGCCACAAAGAACAUCAAGGUCAUCAUGGCUACGAACAGAAUUGACAUAUUGGACCCUGCUUUGCUCAGGCCCGGUCGUAUCGACAGGAAGAUCGAGUUCCCCCCUCCAAAUGAGGAAGCCCGUUUGGAUAUUCUUAAGAUUCAUUCACGUAAAAUGAAUCUGACAAGAGGAAUUAAUCUGCGUAAGAUCGCAGAACUGAUGCCUGGUGCAUCUGGUGCUGAGGUGAAGGGAGUGUGUACCGAGGCUGGUAUGUACGCUCUCCGUGAGCGCAGAGUGCACGUCACGCAGGAAGACUUCGAGAUGGCUGUCGCUAAGGUCAUGCAGAAGGACUCCGAGAAGAAUAUGUCUAUCAAGAAACUCUGGAAGUAAAUGUAAUUGUAAUUUUAACUAUAAUGCAUUAAGAAUUCAAGAAAUUAUAAUAAGUUUUUUCUAAAAUAAA